UACUCAUGAAGGAUCGCUGUAAGCUCUUCUGCCGGGCAGCUGGUACUACGGUGUACUAUCAGCUGAAGGAUCGCGUCAUCGACGGCACGCCAUGUGGGAUGGAUACUUUCGACAUCUGUGUUCAAGGCCUCUGCAGGCAAGCAGGCUGUGACCAUGUUCUUAACUCGAAGGCCAGGAAUGACAAGUGCGGAGUAUGUGGCGGGGACAACUCGUCGUGUAAAACCCUGGCAGGGACCUUCAAUGAUGCUCAGUAUGGUUACAACACAGUGGUGAGGAUCCCAGCCGGAGCCACCAACAUUGAUAUCAAACAGGUCAGCUACUCUGGAAAGCCAGAAGACGACAGCUACCUCGCAUUGUCUGAUAGCCAGUCCAACUCCCUCCUGAAUGGGAACUUUGUGGUGGCCAUGUUCAAAAGGGAAAUCACCUUCAAGGGAACCAUCAUUGACUACAGCGGCUCGGACACAAAAGUGGAGCGCAUCAACUGCACUGAGCGCAUUGAGGAGGAGCUCAUUCUGCAGGUCUUGUGUGUGGGAAACCUCCACAACCCAGACGUCCGCUACUCCUUCAACAUACCCAUCGAGGAACACAGGGAGCAGUUUGUGUGGGAUCCCUCAGGCUCCUGGCUCGAGUGCACUCGCAUCUGUCAGGGUGAGCGAAGACGAAAGGCGGUAUGUGUGCGUAAGAGUGAUCACCUUGAGGUAUCGGACCAACGCUGUGAACAUUUACCUCGUCCUGUUGCUGUUACUGAGCCCUGCAACACUGACUGUGAAGUCAGGUGGCAUGUUGCUGGAAAGAGCGAAUGUUCUGCUAAAUGUGGGCCAGGCUACCGCAGCCUGGAUGUUCAGUGUAUGAAGUACAGCCUGAUGAAGAGACAGAGUGAGAGGAUGGAGGCCAGCGCCUGUGGAGACACUGCCAAACCUCAGACCAGAGAGCCCUGCCACGGGGAUUGUCUGCUUAAGAGCUGGCAGUACAGCACAUGGUCACAGUGCUCUAAGACAUGUGGACGUGGAAGCCGUAGCAGAGAGUCUUACUGUAUAAACAACCUGGGUAGACGGCUGGUGGACAGAGAGUGCAACGAUUACCAGAGGGUGGUCACUGAAACCUGCAACGACCAGCCUUGUCCGAAGUGGACUGUUAGCGAGUGGAGUGAGUGCCUGGUGACUUGUGGGAAGGGAAUGAGGCACAGACAAGUGUCCUGCAGCAUGGGAGCUGGGGAGGAGAAGCUGAGCGAGCACUUCUGCGACCCAUCUAGCAAACCUCCUGCUGUGGGGAGCUGCAAGCUGCCUGAGUGUGCGUCCUGGCAGGUCGGCGUCUGGGGAGCGUGUGCGGUGACCUGUGGCCAUGGCUACCAGAUGAGAGCCGUUAGGUGUGUUUCGGGGGACUACGGGGACACAGUAGAUGACAGAGAGUGCAAUGCUGCGGCGAGGCCGAGAGACAGUCAGGACUGUGAGAUGCAUGCGUGCCCAUGGUCCCUCUCUGCCACGAGCACACCACUUCCUGACAACUCUGCUCAGCUCCUGACUCAGUGGAGAUACGGCUCCUGGACUGCG
Messenger RNA from Micropterus salmoides (largemouth bass), 1550 nucleotides. RefSeq names its product A disintegrin and metalloproteinase with thrombospondin motifs 20-like. The transcript has 11 exons. Gene Ontology annotation, cellular component: extracellular matrix. Gene Ontology annotation, molecular function: metalloendopeptidase activity. Gene Ontology annotation, biological process: extracellular matrix organization. The record is from RefSeq and is a predicted model, not a curated record. NCBI's taxonomy places the organism in Eukaryota, Metazoa, Chordata, Actinopteri, Centrarchiformes, Centrarchidae. The annotation marks the transcript as partial.